GAACGAGUGUCGCUUGGGCUGUUUACGCUUGAGUUUUGUGUGUGCGUUUUCGCCUGGCAUUGUAGACGCAGCAGCGAGAUCCCCACGACUUACCUAGUACAUGCGCAGCCAUUCAGACUACCUGCCCCUUGGGUCUCCCUCGGACAAGCCGCCGCCUUCGUCGUCUGAUGGGGCCAAGAACCACCAGAACCCGCGGGUGUUCUGCCCCGUGGCGGUACCCCUGACCAACAAAAAGUCGGCGGGGGCGGCCGAAGUGUGGGAGCCAGCCAAGCUCGUGCCCCAGCUCACGGUAGACGAGGCGCAGCACUUGGAGUGGAAUUACGGCCACGUCCUGACAAGACAUCGGUCGUUGGGUGGGGGCACCUCUCCGGAGUCGCCUUCUACCCGCAACCACAACGAUGACAACGACCAUGACAACGGCGAUGACGAAGCAGAAGAAGAGCUCAAGGUGCUGCUCGAUCCGUACUACGACGUCACGUCGGGGCGGUUGCGCCGCAUGUACCAGCACUUUAACCCCCACGGGGGGGCGGGGGUAACAUACGAAGCAUUCGAAAAGGGGCUGUUUGCGUUGGGCAUCACGCCGCCCCCAGGGAUGGACUUUGGCCAGUUCACUCGGAAAGUCGACUCGAACGGCGACGGCACGGUGAGCUUGGCCGAGUUCGUCGCCGUCGUCCAGAUGAUCAAGCAAGCGCACCUGUUCAAACCGGACCAGAGCCAGCAAGACAACGGCAACCAUGACAUGGUCACGUGUCUUCGCGUGGUCGACUACUCGCCAACCCACGUCCGUGCCGUCGACCCGGUCCGGCACCUCCAGGGAUUCAUGUUCUCUGCCAAACCGGACUGGGCCAGCGUUCGAUGGGUCCAUCUUGGUGGGUUCAAGCGCAUGGACGACCUGAACGUCCGCCGACUAGCCAUCAAGUACCAGCUGCAUCCACUGGCCGUGGAGGACUGUUUGAGUGCCGACGACAAGAUCCGGUGCAAGUAUGAACACUACGACGACCACUCGUUUCUCAUUGUGCCCGUGCUGCGACCACUGGACGGCCUGAAACGAGCUCACAUGGAAGCGUGCAUCAACGAGCGGCGCCGCGCCCUCUUCAACAAGGACCGAACGCUGCGCAAAGGGGGUGCCCUCAAGCCAGAGGACGACUUCUUUAACGACCGCAAAUUUGUGGCGGCGCCUCGCGCUUCGUCCAUGAUGUCGUUCUUCAAGGCCACAGUGUUCACCAAGCCCGUCGCUUCGCCCUACAAGCCGAUCGGCAAAGGGCCCCCCACGUCCCCGUCGUCUCGCCACCGCAAGCGCACCGAGAUCGAAGCCAAGCUCGACGCGCUGCACGUGCUGAUGCGUCAUCCGCAGCAGCUGUGUGUUUUCGUGUCCAAAGACAAGAGCCAUGUGCUGAGUGUUCAAGAAGAAGAAACCGACAACGCUUUACCGUCGUCGCCAAAGCCAUUGUGGCACUUUGUGUUUGAGCGCAACUUGACCAAAUCGUACUCAAAGUUGCGCAACCACGACGCGUCGUUCCUGGUCGUGUCCAUCUUGGCCGCGACGGUGGAUGAGAUGAUGCCAUUGGUCGCCGUCUUUGAAGCCACGUUGAAAAUGCUCGGGAAACUGCUCCGUCUCGACGGCAUCCAGUUCAACGCGAAGCGCCUGGCACGAGCUAAGAAACACUUGAUCGGCAUUGAAAAGAUCGUGCGGCCCAUGCUCGACUUGGUGCAAGACCAAUUGCUCGACCAGGACGAAUUCAGCCACGGCGAAGUGAAAAACUACCUGCGGGACGUGAUGGACCACCUCAAACAAAUGGCAGUGGACAUCCGCGACCACCACCAAACGCUGGCGGCGUUGGUGGAGGAAGACAAGCAGCUCCGCGCGCAGCACCAGACUGACGUGAUGUACGCCAUGUCGGUGGUCGCCGCGUGCUUCCUUCCAGGGACGUUUAUGACGGGGAUCUACGGCAUGAACUUUGAAAACAUCCCCGAGCUCAAGUUGGAAUACGGGUACUACGUGUGGUGGGUCGUGCUCUGUGUGAUCGUCAUCACGCUCAUGUUUUACCUCAAAGUCAUCAAAAAAUGGAUCUAGCCCCCCCGAGCACACCGUGAAAUCGACGGCAUGUCGUUCGUAGCUCAUAUACACCCCCCCAGAAAUAAUACAAUCAAAUGCUACUGAA
This is a messenger RNA of Aphanomyces astaci, 2162 nucleotides long. RefSeq lists its product as hypothetical. Gene Ontology annotation, molecular function: calcium ion binding; magnesium ion binding; magnesium ion transmembrane transporter activity. Lineage: Eukaryota; Oomycota; Saprolegniomycetes; Saprolegniales; Verrucalvaceae. The record is from RefSeq and is a predicted model, not a curated record. The transcript is spliced from 4 exons. Gene Ontology annotation, cellular component: membrane. Gene Ontology annotation, biological process: transmembrane transport; metal ion transport. Bases 101 to 2074 code for a protein of 657 amino acids.